Messenger RNA from Corythoichthys intestinalis (scribbled pipefish), 1754 nucleotides. RefSeq names its product cyclin dependent kinase like 1 (CDC2 related kinase) (gene cdkl1). Gene Ontology annotation, molecular function: protein serine/threonine kinase activity; ATP binding. Gene Ontology annotation, cellular component: nucleus. The transcript has 10 exons. Bases 244 to 1296 code for a protein of 350 amino acids. The record is from RefSeq and is a predicted model, not a curated record. Gene Ontology annotation, biological process: protein phosphorylation. NCBI's taxonomy places the organism in Eukaryota, Metazoa, Chordata, Actinopteri, Syngnathiformes, Syngnathidae.
AGAACGAGUGGAUGAGGGUCUUGUUUUGAUGUGUGCGUGUGUGAAGGUAGUCUUCCCCCCCCCCCCCCCCCCCCACACACACACAUACACACACAUCCCAUCUGCACCUCCGAGAGGAGGAAGCCUCUCCAGUUGCCCGCUGACAAAACAUCUCAGGAGAUUUUUUAAUUUUUCUUUUCCUUCAUAACCUCCAAAAAUUUUUUUCUUUGUUUCAUUUUUUUUGUGACUGACUCUGGGCAAAAGAUGGACAAAUACGAGAAGAUGGGCAAGAUCGGCGAGGGCUCGUACGGCGUGGUUUUCAAAUGUCGCAACAGGGACUCAGGACAGAUCGUCGCUAUCAAGAAGUUUGUGGAGUCUGAGGACGACCCCACCAUCAGGAAAAUCGCUCUCAGGGAGAUCAGGAUGCUAAAGCAACUGAAACACGGCAACCUAGUGAAUCUGAUCGAGGUGUUUCGCCGCAAGAGGAAACUUCAUCUGGUGUUCGAGUACUGCGACCACACGGUUCUCCACGAGCUGGACCGAUACCCACGAGGGGUUCCCGAGCAUCUGGUGAAGAACAUCACGUGGCAGACGCUUCAGGCUGUCAACUUUUGCCACAAACACAACUGUAUCCACAGAGACGUGAAGCCUGAGAACAUUCUCAUCACCAAACAGCACGUCAUCAAGCUCUGCGACUUCGGCUUCGCCAGGAUUCUCACGGGGCCGUGCGACUACUACACAGACUACGUGGCCACGCGCUGGUACCGUGCACCUGAGCUGCUGGUGGGGGACACGCAGUACGGCCCCCCUGUGGACGUCUGGGCCAUCGGCUGUGUCUUCGCAGAGCUCCUCUCCGGCGUUCCACUGUGGCCCGGGAAGUCCGACAUGGACCAGCUCUACCUUAUCCGCAAGACACUCGGAGAUCUCAUCUACCGUCAUCAGCAAGUUUUCAGCACCAAUCAAUUCUUCCACGGCCUUUCCAUCCCUGAACCUCAAGAGAGAGAACCUCUGGAGCUGAAAUAUCCAAACCUCUCACAACAAGCACUCAGUCUCAUGAAGGCCUGUUUGCGUAUGAACCCCAGCGAGCGUCUUCCGUGCGAGCAGCUGCUGCAGCAUCCUUACUUUGACAGCCUGAGACACGGCGAGCGCCCCAACGGCCACGAUCGCCACGGCAACAGGAGGACACGCCUGCCACGCAAACACCCGCCCGCUGGGUGUUUGCCUCAGCUGACGGGGAGCAGCAUCUUCCCCGCUCUGGACACCAAGAAGUACUACCACAACCUCAACAAGUUCAACUACCAUCUCCCCAACAUCUAAGAAGACAUUGCAAGCGAAUACUCGUACGUCGACCAGACUCAGGAAGGGAAGAAGCAAAGCGACUGACACUCCUCCGUGUCAUUUCUUCAUAACGCUAUCUUUAUUGGUAUUUUUAAGUGUUUAGCUAGAUGGAGGACAAGGAGCGACGCCGCCCCACGCUGGUAAACGACAUGGAAGGUUUUGCCAAAUCUUCUGCAAGUCAAGUAGGACGCCACUUAUAUGACUCUGGAUAUUUAUUGACAUUGGCACAAUAACAUGAAUAAUUAUCUGUAAAAUCAGAUGAUUCUCACAUCGGUGCUAUGAGCGUUUGCCUUUGUCUUGUUGUAAAAAUGCCAAAUCAAUUGUUCCAUUUUGAGUGCCCCAAUAAAUGGCUCCUUUAUGUUCCUCUGCAGUACCACCAGCAGCCUGCUCUAGAUGGCCAGCGUUAAGACCGUAAAUCACCUUGAGAUGCGUUCAUU